ACUGGCAAACUUUUGUAUGUCUCUAAUGCUCUGCGUGACAGGUGCCACGGGCACAAACUUUGCUUUGUUUGGCUGCUUCCGUUGCCAUGGCGAUGGAGUAGGGACGAUAUUGAAGGCAUUUUUUCGAAAAAACCGUUGGUGCGCAUCGAUUCGAAAGUAAAUGACGUUAAACGGUGACUUUUUAGACAUUGGAGCUUGGUGGAGAAGCGCUAGUAUUAAUUCUACCUUCCAUAAAUCCUAAACCCCGACAACGGAAGACGCUCAAUGCUUUAUCUCUGCGACUUCGUGCCAUGCGUAAAUGUUAAUAUGUGAGCGAUUUGAUAGCGCAUGUGAGCUAUAUUUAAAUGCGCAUCAAGUGCGUCAGAGUCGUCCCGUGGGCCCGAUAACACCCUCCCCCCGGCACGUACUGUACUGUAUCAAUUUCUUGCAUCCAGGGAGCCAUAAACAUGAUGAAGGGGGGAGGGAGGUUUAGUAGGUGAAACAGGUGAUAUGUGUUCAGGCACGCAGCGAACAGGAGACGGAAAUCGAAUUCCAAUAAAUAGCACGCCGCAAUAAAUCGCUCUUCUCAUCUUUGCCUGGCCACGCACACGCCGGUGGACAUGUGGUUUGAUUUUUCAUGUUCGCGGUUGUCUUCGAAUGAAUUGGGCAAUGUUAUUACCCCUGGGCCGCCCCAGCAGCUGAUUGGGUGGAUCGUUCGCACGCGCCUUGUUUUUUUUUGCACACUUUUCACCCCGUUGAUGAGGUGAAAAAUGAACCCAGCAAUAGCAAGAACGGGAAGAGGGACACGUUCGAUGUAAAUAUAUAUAUUUACCGUUUUCAUUAGCGCUUGGGAAAUGAAAAAUCUACUACCGUUCUUUCUUUUUUUGCUGUUGUUGCUGUCCCGCCGGCGUUUGCCAACUUCCCUCCGGACCCGUAACCGGAUCUUCGUGUGCAGUUGCUCGCUCGCUCGGCCUGACGUGGGAUGAUUUAUGUGGCUCGUGACACACUUGCGAUUCACAAAUCACAGCACACACACACACACAUACAUCGUGAAGGAAAGGAAGGAAAGGGUUGAUGAGGGCCAGGAUUUCGGUUCAAAGGGAAUGUGUGUGUGGGAAGAUUUGGUUUAUGCGAUUUUUGAAAAAUGAAUAAAAACACACGCACACACACACACACACUAUUUAGCUUAAACUACGUCACGACAGUGCUGGUAAAUGGGUUUUUCCAACAGUAUAAGUGGCUUCUUCCCUCCCCCCCCCCGCUUUUUUGGGUUCAGAAUCGGUGUACACACGACAUUACGGGUGAACUAUCAUGCCGGAUGAUUUAAUGCAUUCUUGGGCACGUAUUAGAAGGGGGAGAAGCGCUUCUUUAUUGUGGUAACUGCUAUAUUACCUGCUCUACUGCUCUACCCUCGCACUGCCAUUUCGGGGGCGAUGGGAGGUGGGGACUGUAAUUAUACCCAUAAAUAAUCAAACUCAAAACUGAUAGAACACGUGCGCUCGCGAUGCGCCAGAGAGGAGGGAACGCGGUUCGCAAAACCCUUCGCUACGCCAAACAAAAACAACAACCAAAAAAAAAGAGAGCAAUUGUAACCCAUUGCUGUUGCGUUCUUGCUUUUGGUGAUGGGGCGAAGAAGCGACUCACGUACUCUUAGGUUAGACCACGCAAAAAAUGUGAAAACUGCAACACUCCAUUUCCUUUCCCCGCUGCAUUAUGAUUAAUGUGCACUAGAAGUGGUGCUUCUAAUGCGUCUUUUCGGAAGGGGUUGUGGGGACUGGUGUGUCCUUCCACGCGAUGUUGUUCAGCAUACCAUUCCAUAGGUGGGUUCGGGAAAGUGCAUUGAAUUGCAUCGCGCUAGGUGCGCUCACAUUAGCGAUAAAUUACGCAGCGUCAGGUAUGGGAGGUAUGCACACAAACAGGGGGUAGUGGGUAUAGAGCGACAAAUAGUGCAAUGUGGUGUGAGGUAUUGUGAGGAUGCAUUCUAAUGGAGGAUUCUAAUGGAGGUUAUGACACUGGAAUUCAACGCUAUACAGGAAUGGGACAUAUUUUGGGAAGAUACUUCACUGUAUUAAUGGUUUAUUUAGUGUUAAAAGUAAAUAAAUGCAUUGAAUUGAGACAAUCACUUUUCGUGCCUAGUUGAUUUGCCGAUCUCGUAGUACAGUCGUCAACUCGUACGACUUAACAACAUGCCCGUCAUGGGUUCAAUCCCCAAAUAGACCGCGCCGCCAUACGUAGGACUGACUAUCCUGCUAUGGGGGGGAAUCAAUUAGUCACUGAAAGCCAAUCCCACAAGUGGGUACAGGCAGGCCUUGACCGACAUCGGUUGUUGAGCCAAAGAUGAAUGAAGCCUAGUUGAUUUCACAUUUUCUUAUUCUAAACAUUUUCAAAUUACUCGCGCUUUAAGAAGGUAGCUGAAUUCAUUUAAAAUCCUCGUAUAUAACUGUCUGUACAUAGAAUAGAAUAAAAUCAGCAUAGAAGAAACACAAAAAGCUAUCCAUCGGCUGAAAAAUAACAAGGCACCCGGAACCGACGGAAUUGCAGCUGAACUGGUCAAGAAUGGAGGUGCACGACUAGAAAACGAGAUUCAUCAAAUUGAUACUGAGGUGUGGGAUAGCGAAUCAAUACCUUGUGAUUGGAAUCUCGGCAUCAUCCACCCCAUAUACAAGAAGGGAGACAGGUUGGACUGUAACAACUACAGGGGUAUUACGGUGUUGAAUACCGCCUAUAAAAUAUUCUUCCUGAUCCUUCAGGAUCGUCUUGUACCUCACGUCGAAGAGAUAGUCGGAAACUAUCAUAUAGGAUUCCGAAACGGAAAAUCAACCACUGAUCAGAUCUUCACCAUGCGGCAGAUCUUGGAGUAGCUGGCUGAAUACAGACACGACACAUACCAUCUCUGCAACUGACUUCAAAGCCGCAUAUUAUAGCAUAGUCAGGGUAAAACUGUAUGACGCUAUGAGCUCUUUUGGAAUCCCGGCCUAACUGAUAAGGCUUGUUAGAAUGACUAUGAACAACGUCAUUUGCCAGGUGAGGGUGGAUGGAAAACUCUCAGGACCUUUUGCUACCACCAAGGGUCUGCGCCAGGGGGACGGGCUUGCCUGUCUCCUAUUUAAUUUGGCGCUAGAGGGUGGAGACUACGGGAUCCAUCUUCUGUAAGUCAACUCAGAUACUGGCAUACGCGGAUGAUAUCAACAACAUUGGUCUGCGGCUCUCCUGUGUAGCAGAAGCUUACCAAGCAGGCGGCAGAGAACCUCGGAUUGCAGAUAAACGAGGCAAAGACCAAACUGAUUGUGGCAACAUCAGUCAAUAAAUAAUCAACACCUACGUAGGCGUGACGUACAGAUAGGUGAACGCACUUUUGAAGUCGUCCCGCAAUUCACCUAUCUGGGGUCAAAGGUCAGCAACCUAUUAUCGUUGCUGACAGCUGAGUUUCGCCCAAGGAUGCUGACUGCCAACCGGUCAUUCUACAGCUUGCUAAAUCAGUUCACCUCAAAGAACCUGUCGCGACGGACGAAGCUGGAACUGUAUAGUACCUAUAUAGUACCGGUACUCACAUACGCCUCUAAGACAUGGACACUGUCUAAAUCUGACGAAACCCUCUUUGAGGUAAGGGAUGUGUUUUACCGAAGUGGUUUUUGUACUGGAAGUUUGCUUACUGGAGUGAUUCUCCAUUAAAAAACACAUACAUGUCAAAACAUGAACCAUCCGGAAUCUUACGAAGAGAAAUUCAUAGCAAAUGUGCAUUUUUCUCACAAAUUUAACCUCUCAGUUAGCUGUCACCUACUGUAGUAGUAAAGGGGUUUUGUAGUCUAAUUUUUUGAUGAACCUUUAUGCGUUGAAGAUCGCCAGAAAAGAGUGUUGUAUUCUCAUCUCUACUCAGCAUGUGAUGAGAAUAGAGCCAACCGGCUGUGAGGAAGAAUUAUAAAGUGAAACGAAUAAAAUACCGCUGCUGUUAUUUUGGUAAGUUCACAGCUUAAGUUAAGCCGUGCCAUUGGAGUUUAAAUAAUGCAAUUAAAGCUUCAUUAGAGAGUUUGACAGAGAGGAUUAGUGCAAGAGGAACUAUGCUUGUGUAAUUACAUUAUACUAAACAUACUAGCAGAUACAUUUUAAGCUUUUUGGUUCCUUCUCUUGGCGAUUUAUUACUAUUUUUACUUCAGCUUUAAUUCCGUAACGGUCACACAUGUACAUCCCAAGGUCAUUAGAUAUGAGUAAAAAGACAUUGUUCGAUUUUAUUGUGCUAUCCUUUUUCUGAUUUUUUUCUCCUAUUCAUGGAACAGUGUGUUUGAAGAGCUGAAAAUAGUAUACUAUCGAACGGGAGGUUACUCUGGUUGCUGGCUUGCUGGUUGGCUUAAUUAUAGCAUGCAGUCACAUGCUAAAAUUAAUUGCUUAAUAAUGGAAUAUAUAGCUCAAUUAAUAAUGUAAAACCGACAUGCACGAUUCAAUUAUUUACCUCGUUGAAAGGGAAAGGGAAACGAUCCGAACACACAUCUUCAAUGUCGAGAAUGAGAAUAAUCCCGUUGUGACAUUGCCACUGGAAAGUCGACAAAGAUGGUACGUCUCAGCUUUGAAGAAACGCUUCGAAACACCAACCUGAUGCUACUGAUGAUGGGCAUUCCACCGUGCGAGGAGCCGUACCCGCCGGGCGUACUGCCGUCGCUCAAACGCAAUGCGGGCUUUAUCGCGUCCUUCCUGCUGCUCGCCUACACCACGAUCGGUGAGCUGAUCUAUCUGAAGCAGAUGUUCGAGCGGGACGUUACCUUCCUGGAGGUAACCUUUCAAGCGCCCUGCAUCGGGUACUGCACAAUCGGUGUGCUGAAGAUGGUCAUACUGGCCCGGGGAAGGAACACGAUCGCCGAGCUGGUCGGUUUGUUUCGCGCAAAGUGGACGUCGGCGAUUGUAACCGGUGAGCAUUGGGCGGUGUGCGAGGACACAAUGCGGCCCGCCAUUCGGGUCACCUCGGUAACGGCGCUCGCGAACGUCGUGAUGGGGAUAGCGUUCACCAUCCUGCCGAUCGCGGAGAUGAUCUACACCCAUCACUACACGGGCCGGUGGAACCGUCAGCUGGCCUUCAACAUCUGGUGGCCGUUCGAUGUGCUGGGUGGCGUAAAGUACUACUGGUUCGUCUAUCCACUGUACGUCGUGAUUGGGUUCACGGGCAUCAUCAUCCAUAUGGCGUUCGACUGUUUGUUCUGCAUACUGGCGGCCCAUCUCUGUAUGCAGUUUCGCAUCCUGGCGCACAACUUUGGCCAUGUGGUAGAGGUUGCCAAUGGUGCUGGUGAAGGUGACAGUGGCAGUACGAGUCGGCUACAGGAUGCGAUCAGAAUCCAUCAGGAGUUGAUUGGCUGCAGCGUGUUCAUGCAGAACGUGUUUGGCAAUGCGCUGUUUAUUAACUUCCUCGGCAGCUCCAUCAUAAUCUGCAUCCAGGCGUUUAUGAUAACGGUAACAUGUAGUGUUGUAGUGACGCACCUGGAGUCGUCUGGAGUCUGCUUUAUCAAAGAGGCGCCCACCACCAAAGCACCCCCAAAAUGUUGUACGUUCAGACCUUUUCAUUUCCUGCAAUAUCCUGUUUCUUUCCCGACCCCACAGACGGUUAGCGGAUAUAUGCUGGUAAAGUUUGUCCUCUUCAUGCUGUGCUUUCUGAUCGAGCUGCUGAUGCUGUGUGCGUACGGUGAGGAUAUUGUGGAAUCGAGCCUUGCGGUGAUUGAUGCCGCUUACGGUUGCGAAUGGUACCGGGAAGGGUCGGUGGCGUUCCAUCGAUCCGUGCUGCAAAUUAUACACCGCAGCCAGCAGCCCGUCAUACUGACGGCGUGGAAAAUCUGGCCAAUCCAAAUGAGUACUUUCAGUCAGAUCCUGCAAGCUUCCUGGUCCUACUUUACCCUCCUGAAGACCGUCUACGGGAAUAAGUGAGCGCUAGAGAGAGAGAGAGAGCAGUAUCGUUCACCCUUUGGAUGAAUCAAUACAUUUCUAAUCAAGAACCAUUGAAAAAUGAAUCAACAUUUUCGCUAGUUGCACAAUAUUGUACCAUUCUAUACAGCUUCACCACGACCAAGCGUUUGUUGCAUCAGGACCAAACACGUUUCGACAAGCCGCGUCACCUGCUGGCUGGUAAAGGUGGUAAACACAACACUUUGACUCACCGUUUGUGUAACGUAACGUUACAAAAACAAAACACAAACCCCUACACCGCCGUCUAUCAGCUGUUGAGGUGGGGCAGUCGUAAAAAUAGGGAGUAUAAAAAACAAACAACACCAAGCAAACCCUUAUCGCGUACCGGCGCGCACCGGCAAACCCCAAUAAUGGCCGACAGAGCGAGUGCGAUGAGGAAAAGUGCGAUGACCAAUGGGAAAACUAUUCGCGAGCCAUAAGCUUAUCAGGUUUGAUUUGCUUUCGUCACUGUUUCGCCGGUCAAGUCACGAGUUUUGGGUGGGUCGAAGUGGUGGUGGUGUUGGUCACCCUUAUCUAAUCGCGUUGCGCACCCGAUCGGAAACCACCACCACGUCACAGAGAUUCCAACCACACAGGCGCACAACACACAUAUUUAAUCAAAAGUUCUAUGAAUUGGGAUGGAACAGAAAAGGUGCGCUUUGUGCCCUUGUUAACAGCACAAAUUAGAGGUGAUGAAAUCAAUAAAAAGGUAAAAAAACAAA
Messenger RNA from Anopheles gambiae (African malaria mosquito), 6623 nucleotides. Its product is annotated as odorant receptor 4. Bases 4525 to 5883 code for a protein of 452 amino acids. Gene Ontology annotation, cellular component: plasma membrane. Gene Ontology annotation, molecular function: olfactory receptor activity; odorant binding. Lineage: Eukaryota; Metazoa; Arthropoda; Insecta; Diptera; Culicidae. The record is from RefSeq and is a predicted model, not a curated record. Gene Ontology annotation, biological process: detection of chemical stimulus involved in sensory perception of smell; sensory perception of smell. The transcript is spliced from 6 exons.